Otolemur garnettii (small-eared galago) is the source of this 4243-nucleotide messenger RNA. It is a transcript of the gene TAB2, whose product is annotated as TGF-beta activated kinase 1/MAP3K7 binding protein 2. The coding region runs from base 264 to 2345 and encodes 693 amino acids. The record is from RefSeq and is a predicted model, not a curated record. Gene Ontology annotation, molecular function: ubiquitin binding; K63-linked polyubiquitin modification-dependent protein binding. Gene Ontology annotation, biological process: positive regulation of protein kinase activity. Lineage: Eukaryota; Metazoa; Chordata; Mammalia; Primates; Galagidae. The transcript has 8 exons.
CGUACACCAAAGUGUCAGAGCCCGUGCUCCAGACCCAGUUCCUGGACCUGCCCUGGAAAAGAAGUAUCCAGUAGAGAUGAGCUCACUGCAGUUACUUAAUUAAAAAUUUGUAAGCUGCAAAAAUGGCAAUGGGCCAACCAAGAACAGCUACAAUUUGAAUUUUUCUAUUUCCAGAAAAUGCUUGGACAGAAGAGAUGAGUACUAUUUCCACUAAGGCCUAGAAUUGCCUACUGUACAAGUAGUCCUGAUCAGGCAAUAUACGAAUGGCCCAAGGAAGCCACCAAAUUGAUUUUCAGGUUUUACAUGACCUGCGACAAAAAUUCCCUGAAGUACCUGAAGUUGUUGUGUCCAGGUGCAUGUUACAGAAUAAUAAUAACCUGGAUGCCUGCUGUGCUGUUCUCUCUCAGGAGAGUACAAGGUAUCUUUAUGGAGAAGGAGACUUGAAUUUUUCAGAUGAUUCUGGAAUUUCUGGUCUACGCAAUCACAUGACUUCUCUCAACUUGGACUUGCAGUCACAGAAUGUUUACCACCAUGGAAGAGAAGGAAAUAGAAUGAAUGGAAGCAGAACUCUAACGCACAGCAUUAGUGAUGGACAACUUCAAGGUGGUCAGUCCAAUAAUGAACUAUUUCAGCAGGAGCCACAGACAGCACCAGCUCAAGUUCCUCAAGGCUUUAAUGUUUUUGGAAUGUCCAGUAGUUCUGGUGCUUCAAAUUCAACACCACAUCUUGGAUUUCACUUAGGCAGCAAAGGAACAUCUAACCUUUCUCAACAAACUCCCAGAUUUAAUCCUAUUAUGGUAACUUUAGCCCCAAAUAUCCAGACUGGUCGUAAUACUCCUACAUCUUUGCACAUACAUGGUGUACCUCCACCUGUUCUAAACAGUCCACAGGGAAAUUCCAUCUAUAUAAGGCCUUACAUUACAACUCCUAGUGGUACAGCUCGACAGACACAGCAGCAUUCUGGCUGGGUAUCUCAGUUUAAUCCCAUGAACCCUCAGCAAGUCUAUCAACCUUCACAGCCUGGUCCCUGGACUACUUAUCCUGCCUCUAAUCCUCUGUCACAUACCUCAACCCAACAGGCAAAUCAGCAAGGCCACCAGACCUCUCACGUCUACAUGCCCAUCAGUUCACCUACUACUCCACAACCACCAACAGUUCAUUCAUCUGGUAGCUCACAGUCUUCUGCCCAUAGCCAAUAUAACAUUCAGAAUAUUUCAACAGGACCUCGGAAAAACCAGAUUGAAAUCAAACUUGAACCCCCGCAAAGAAACAAUUCUUCAAAAUUGCGUUCUUCUGGACCUCGAACCUCCAGCAGUUCCUCUUCAGUCAACAGCCAAACCUUAAAUAGAAAUCAACCCACUGUUUACAUAGCUGCCAGUCCCCCAAAUACUGAUGAGCUAAUGUCCCGUAGUCAACCUAAGGUGUAUAUUUCAGCUAAUGCCACCACAGGAGAUGAACAGGUCAUGCGGAAUCAGCCCACACUCUUCAUAUCCACAAACUCUGGAGCAUCUGCUGCCUCCAGGAAUAUGUCUGGCCAAGUGAGCAUGGGUCCUGCCUUUAUUCAUCACCACCCUCCCAAAAGUCGAGCAAUAGGCAAUAACUCUGCAACAUCUCCUCGCGUGGUAGUCACUCAACCCAAUACAAAAUACACUUUUAAAAUUACAGUGUCUCCCAACAAACCCCCUGCGGUUUCACCAGGUGUGGUGUCCCCUACCUUUGAACUUACAAAUCUUCUAAACCAUCCUGAUCACUAUGUAGAAACAGAGAAUAUUCAGCACCUCACGGACCCUUCUUUGGCACAUGUGGAUAGAAUAAAUGAAGCACGGAAAUUGAGUAUGGGAUCUGAUGACGCUGCCUACACACAAGCUCUAUUGGUACACCAGAAGGCCAGAAUGGAACGACUUCAAAGAGAACUUGAGAUUCAGAAGAAAAAGUUGGAUAAACUAAAAUCUGAGGUCAAUGAAAUGGAAAAUAAUCUAACUCGAAGGCGCCUGAAAAGAUCAAAUUCCAUAUCCCAGAUACCUUCACUCGAAGAAAUGCAGCAGUUAAGAAGUUGUAAUAGACAACUCCAGAUUGACAUUGACUGCUUAACCAAAGAAAUUGAUCUUUUUCAAGCCCGAGGACCACAUUUUAAUCCCAGCGCUAUUCAUAACUUUUAUGACAAUAUUGGAUUUGUAGGUCCUGUGCCACCAAAACCCAAAGAUCAAAGGUCCACCAUCAAAACACCAAAGACUCAAGACACAGAAGAUGAUGAGGGAGCUCAGUGGAAUUGUACUGCCUGUACUUUUUUGAACCAUCCAGCCUUAAUCCGCUGUGAACAGUGUGAAAUGCCAAGGCAUUUCUGAGCCAAAAGGCCCUAUAUCUUCCCUAAAACCACAUCUGAUGUUCAAGAAACUAGUCUGUCAUCAGGGAAAAGUUUCACUGCUACAGAGGGUUUUGUCAAAUUGAAGGUGUGACGAGAUGGUGGUGUGCUAAUGUUAGAUGUCAGCCCCCAGAGCUAAUAAUACCUCAGUAUAAUGUCAUGGGCAAUUGAAAUUCAUCACAUGAAAAGUAAUCUGCCAGAAGACUUGGGUGCCCGCUGCCUAACCAUGUACAGUGUUACCAGUAUCCCUUAUGGAUAAUUCUCGUUAUGUAAAUGUCUAGGUGUUCCCAGUACCUUUUCCCCUCAUGUCACUACUGAAUUUUGACAGGAGGAAGGAAUAGAGUGAUAGCUUUUUUAUCUGUAAAGCUUUCAGUGAAACACUACAUACACGAAGAAAAGGAACAAGGUUUAACUAUUUAAAAACUGUUUGCUGCUGCAUAGUGCCAUUGGAUAGGGGAAGAAGUUCACACAUCUGUGGUACUCUUGGCCUUGUCUUUGUCUUCCCUGAAAACGUCUCCACUCUGUGAAGCCAGCAUCUAGGGGCUAAAGAUGCAAAGGAAAGCAGCACGCAUCGUCUGUACAAACACGCAGUGAAAUACCCAGAGCUUUUCCUACUGUACAGAUCUCUGAGUCUGCUUUAAGUGAUUUCUUUUCUUCUUUAUUAUUUUCUUAUAUUUCUAUGUGUAUAGUGUAAUAGCCUUUUGUUAACUAAUUUUCUUUUUUCCUUUAGUGAUUAAGCACGAUCAUGUCCCUUUUUAAGCCUUACCUGAGAGAAGCAAUGCCUUAAAAUAAAAAAGCAUUAAUGAGAUGAAACUAUGCACAGAAUAAUUUUCUCUACUCAUUCUGUACUUUGCCCUCGUGAAUGCCAGUGUUCUGUGAAGACAUACAGAUGCAGCACAGUGAGUCACAGACACUCUCAUAGGAAUUGUCUGCAAGUCACAGUGUAUACUGACGUUAGCAGUGUGGAGGCGACGCAACGCAGUGUUUUGUCUUCCACAAGGAAGACAAAAGGUACUUUUAACCCACUGACAGAACAACAGGGUUAAACUUGCUGCAUCUGCUGGUGGCCUACAGAACUUUCACAAGAGAUUGAUUAUUGGGAAAGUAUAGUUUCAAAACCAGCAAUAGCGGCAAUAUCUACAGCCCUUUUUUGGAGAGAAAUUUAAAUGCUUUACUGUCAGGGCAAUCCAUUUCUACACCUGACUUGGUGGCAGUAUCCUAUGUAUUUAUGAAACAAGGAGAGUCAUAUUUAGGACAACUGAAGAAAAGCUGGAAAAAAAGAAAAACAAGCAAACUUGAACACUGAAGCAACCUCAAGCAUCUCUUUAUUUUGAUGAUAUAUUUUUGUAAGGAAAAUAAAUAUUCAGAUGAUCAGGAAUGUAUAUAACUAAAUGGAAUCAAGAAAAAGAAAUAACAGUAUGCAUUGGAAAAGAUGGAAUUAUGAAAUUAUAUCAGUACUUAGAAUGGGGCUAAGGGAAGUGCUGAAAUAUAGCAAAAGAUAGAAGAUGAUGUAGACUGUCACCCACUGUAAAUGUUUGCAAGUGGCUAUAUUUUAUUACAGGAUUAUUACAGGUGAUCUCUAUGAAUGUCAAAGCCUUGACUUUCAGGCUUUGCGUUUUGUAUAUGGGAAGAAAUAUGACAAUCCUAGUUAAUUAGACAAUAGACCCAAAGCCCUUACAUUUGAUGCAUUUUGUUUUAAAAAUAGGCCUUGUUUUUCAGCUUCAUCUGCAGUUCUAUGUGAAGAUUGAUACAUCAGUUUUUACUUGUUUUAUUAAUAAAACGUAAUUUGGAUAUCUUGAGUUGAUGGUUUUGUGAUUUAGCUGGGUAUCUUUGUAACAGAUAAGUUAUUUAUAAAAAUUAAAAAACUUAUAUUCUAAUGUG